Molecule: messenger RNA, 4322 nt
Organism: Conger conger (European conger)
Lineage: Eukaryota; Metazoa; Chordata; Actinopteri; Anguilliformes; Congridae
Product: endosomal/lysosomal proton channel TMEM175-like
Exons: 10
Coding region: 72-1625 (517 amino acids)
Cellular component (GO): lysosome; endosome
Molecular function (GO): potassium ion leak channel activity; proton channel activity
Source: RefSeq, a predicted model, not a curated record
GACAGCUACAUUCUAUGUUUGUAAACACGUAGUCUGUACGCGACCAUUUGUCCUGGUAGACUCUCCUUGCGAUGGAGGAAAACGAAGAUAGCGAAAUUAUCGAGCAUCACGUCAAUGAGGACAUGGAGAAGAAAGGCUUUCGAACAAGACAUACGCAUUUAUUUUUGGAGAGCGCUACUGGGUCUGAGAGGGAAGGGUACAGCACACAGUCCUCGCACCGGCUACUUGCCUACAGUGAUGCACUCAUUUCCAUUAUAGCAACUGUUAUGAUAUUACCUGUGGCGCAUACAAAAUUUCAGGACAAUCAGGAAUUAAAAGAGAGUUUGCAACACCUUCUCACUACAAAGGUUGCAGUGUACUUGAUGACAUUCUUAAUAGUCACCGUUGCAUGGGCUGCCCAUAUCAGGUUAUUUCAAGUAAUUGAGCGCAUCGAUGACUGCCUUGCCCUUUUAAAUCUUGCCUGUAUGAUGCUGAUCACAUUCCUCCCUUACACCUUUUCCAUGAUGGCAACCUUUCCAGAAAACAUCCUUGGGAUCCUCCUCUUUUGUUCUUGCGCCAUCGUGAUUGGUCUGAUACAGGCUAUCAUUGUUGUGUACGGGUUCAGCCACCCCUUCCUGCUCAAUGACCAGAUACAGAUAUCCGAGAACCAGGGCUUCUACAAGCGGCACAUCUUAAAGGUGAUUCUGAGAGUGCCAGUGUUCUGCUUCAUCGCCAUCAUCUUCUCCUUCAUUUUCUUCCCCUUGUCGUACGUUCUUCUAGCAUUCAUCACCUUCCUGCCCUACAUCUCACAGACUCUGAAGUGGUGUCGUAAUAAAGCCAUUGGCCAGAUGGAGGAGACUCCUGACUCAAUGCUGUUUUAUUCCUACCACCCCAAUGAGCCUCUCAGUAAAGAGAGGGUGGAGGCCUUUAGCGAUGGGGUGUACGCCAUCGUAGCCACCCUCCUAAUCUUAGACAUAUGUGAAGACAACGUCCCCGAUCCCAGCGAGGUCCAGCGCAGGUUCAACGGCAGCCUGAUCGAGGCCCUGCAGGACUUCGGGCCGGAGUUCCUGGCGUACUUCGGCUCCUUCGCCACGGUGGGGCUGCUGUGGUUCGUGCACCACUCCCUGUUCCUGCACGUGACCAAGGCCACGCGUCUGAUGGGCCUGUUCAACACCUUCUCCCUGGCCUUCGUGGGCGGCCUGCCCCUGGCCUACGAGCUGACCCACGAGUUCCCCCGCCACUCCCGCAACGAGCUGGAGGCCAUCCAGAUCAGCUGCGUCAUCAUCUUCUUCGCCGGGGUGUUCCAGCUGGCCAUCUGGGUGACGGCGCUGUUCAGCGAGCGCGAGACGCUGCACCCCUACGUGCGCUACGGCGGCCGCGACCACGCCUUCAUGCUGGCCAAGCUGGCCCUGUACCCCUGCGUGGCCCUGGGAACCUUCUUCAUCACCUGCGCCCUCAGCCGCUUCAGCGCCCCGGCCUUCCACCUCAUGCAGAUGGGCGUGCCCCUGGCCUUCCUGCUGCUGCGGCUCCUGAUGCGGCUGGGCCUGGCCCUCCUGCGCCGCCUCUUCUGCCCGCCCGCGCCCGCCACGCACUGCGCCCUGGAGGAGGACGACCUGCGCCUGCCCUUCAACGACCUGGCCACCUAGACCCAGCACACUGACCUGACCCAACACACUGACCUGACCAGCACACUGACCUGACCCAACACACUGACCUGACCAGCACACUGACCUGACCCAACACACUGACCCUGCACACUGACCCAACACACUGACCUGACCAGCACACUGACCCAACACACUGACCUGACCCAACACACUGACCCAACACACUGACCUGACCCAACACACUGACCCAGCUCUGUCACACGCUGCACGCUUAACGCUUACGGUACCUUUCAGGAUAUCACGGUCAAAGUCACGCGUUUCAGAUCGCAUACGUAGACGGAAUAGCAGGCAUACACUAUUUCAGGACGAGCACCAUUUUGUUUGUUUUUUUUUUAUACUGUGGACACACUUACCAACGGGAUCCAUACAGCUUCACAUUGAAGUCAGCUCCUAACUGUUAAAGCCUUUUUGUUGUUAUAUAUUUAUAGGCGGUUUUAUGUUUUGUUUUGUUUAGCAGCUUAGUCCUAACCACUUUAAGCUGAUUUACUUGGACCUACUUGAUCUUUCUCAAUUCUCAGUUCUCAGUUUGCAAUCAGCCCUUACAAACACAAAGCUUACCUUUGACCGAUAUGUAUUAGCAUUACUGUUUAUUACCGUAUUCCCUCAAUGGUCAAUGCAUGUGAGCUCACCCUCGUAGCGCUUGUUGUAGACUUGUGUAAAAAUGUCAAGGAGCUGGCAGCGAUCGAAAGGCACAAUAAUUUGGGAGGGUUAAAUCCUGUAGUCCGGUUCUGAAUCCGGCCCAUUCCACACACAGUACUGAGACAGUUCUUAAGAAUCUCUCUGAGCCACAAAUAGGUCAUGGGUGGUUCCACUUACUGUAAUUCUAAUACCCUAUUACUCCCCCACCCUAGAAAACAGUUACUCGUGAUAGGUUAUACAUUGGAAAGUGCAGGUUUUUCCAUUUGUUUUUAAGAUUUUUGGGGGGUUUUAUAUUCUUAAUUUUUAAAAUCCCACAAUGAAUGCCCUUCCUGGGGAAAAUAUUAAUAUAAAUGUAUAUAAAUGCAUAUAGCACAGACUGUUGGAUUGAAGCAGUUACAAUGGCUAUUUUGUAGCUACAUGUACAGCGAUGCUUGUCUGUAUUUUGACAGUUGGAAAGCCUAUUGCUUAGCCCAUUUCUCUGACUUUUCUUCACUGUCAUUGGGACAGCUCCGGUCCUCAUGUUGACAAACUCCAAUAACACUCCAAAGGCUCCAAAGGCAAUAAAAGCCUAGAAUCAAGACUAGAUACUGAAAGCUUUCUUCUAUCUGUACUAUGGAAGUGAUUGAAUAGACCUGACUAUUCAUAAACAGCUGAGGCAAACCAUUCAAUUACUUUUGGUCUGCUAAAAUGGGGGUGGGUGUAUAUACAGGGAUGCAAUUCCUACAUGCAUCACCCAAUAUGGAUGUAAAUAUCCUCAAAUUAAGGGGGACAGUCUGCACUUUAACCUCACAGUUAUUGUUCCAUUUCAAAUCUAAUGUGCUGUACUACAGAAAACAGAACUUGUACCAACCGUCCAAAUACAUAUAGACUGCACUGAUGACAAAAGCAUUGGUGUGCUUUUCUGGGAAUAUAAUUUUGAAAAUGAAAAUUAAUUUAUGUUUUUCAGUAUGGCAAUGUAUUAUUUUGUUGCUUUCUAUGAUGAGGAAUAAAAUUCACAGUGUCAGUCGAUUAGCCAAUUCUACUGUUCUACAGCGUAACUAUAAAUUAAGCAUGCUCAUGACAUGAUGUUGAAGCUUCAUAUGUGGGCAGUUGGGGGAUAAGAUUUUGAACAUCCUGCACAAUUAUAUUGCAAUGAAAAUACUUGUCACUCAUACCGUCCACCGCCCAGCCUAACUGACUUUUUUUCAGGGAGCAAAUGUAAAAUAUAGAAAAUAGUCAAAUGUAAGGGAGCAGGGAUCGAAUAAUGUAAAUACUGUAAUAUCCUGAAAUGGAACACUGUCAUUUCUUUUUCGGUGGAGAAACUAUGUGUGUACAUGUAGAUUUUUUUCAUUAAAUGAAGGUUUUGAGGUUGGUGCUUUGAUGAGAGAAAAUCCAAUCAAGUUUUCAGGAGAGGUCUUUAGAAAAGAAUCAGGAUAUAAGGGUGGAACAUGAAACUGACCUUACAAAGGUUGUUUCCAUAUGAGGUCAUCCACUUGUAUUUCACAUCAGGUGGGUGUAAGGGGAAACCUAAUUUUGCACUUUGAGUGCCAUUGAAUCAUUUUUGCACUUUAACAUUCAUUUAACGUUUCAUUUUUGUGGUUGCCGUCGAAAUUUCCCUUGUUUGAAUCUCAUGUACUAAAUGUUAUGUAUAUUACGGAAUAAAAUCUGUACUAAAUCUGUAUUACAGAACACUGACAUGAAAUAAAACUGUAGUUUUCAUUGCCCACACAGUCAUUUUCAUAAUCCAGUCCCGGUCAUAUAUAUGUCCUUUGUCAUAUUGUCAUUAGGCAAAAGCCUAUUUAGACAAAAGACCUUGGUCUGCUAACACUACAUACCAUUUUAGCAUGAAAAAUUUAACUUGUUUCCCCCCCCAAGGUGCACACCUGUGUAAAAUUUUCAUUUUAUUUGAUUUCAUAACUGUUGAUAAACUUCGUCAUUUUUUAACCAAUGUUGAUUAUCCACUAGAGGUCACUGUUGCUACAAGGGUUUUAAAUGAUGUCACUGCAAAAAUGAGCGGUUUUUCUUAACAGUAUUUCAUUAAACAUUCAUAUAGCCACA